Molecule: messenger RNA, 4961 nt
Organism: Procambarus clarkii (red swamp crayfish)
Lineage: Eukaryota; Metazoa; Arthropoda; Malacostraca; Decapoda; Cambaridae
Source: RefSeq, a predicted model, not a curated record
AAUCCUCCCCACUCAAUUUUGGCCACCAAGAGUGUGGAGGUGAUCUGGGAGGUGGUCCCAGGAGGCCGGAGUGGUCAGUCGUGCUGGGAGCUGGUGCCAGCAGCGUCGCCCACCACCACCACACUGAUGGCCAACGCUCUCCUCACAGACCUCCUCAGGUCCAAAACCUGCCAGCAGUCAUGGAAUCAACACCUGCUGGCGUCGGUGAGCGAGGGGGGACAGGUGCCGUCCAGCAGCACCAGUGACGGGUCCCUGGUGAUGACGGGGGCCCCGGACCCCAUCACCUACACCUGGGACGCCGUCAACGUCUUCAUCAGCGCCGGGGUGCUGCCUCGCAGGUGUCAGGGGCCUCCUACAUCCUCCACCAGUCGCAACGCCGCCUCACAAGUCCACAUCCUCAAGAAUGUGACCGGGAUCUGCCGCCCCGGGGAGCUGCUGGCCAUCAUGGGGGCGUCGGGGGCCGGCAAGACGACGCUCCUCAACGUCCUCACGCACCGCAACAACGACAAGCUGCGCGUCACCGGCGACAUAUUCGUCAACGGGUCUCGUGUUGACCCCGAGGACCUCACCAGCCGCUCCGCUUACGUCCAGCAGGACGACCUCUUCGUCGGCACCCUCACUGUGAGGGAGCAACUCAUCUUCCAGGUGUGUCCACCCACCUCUGCUACACUACAGGCACUGCUGCGCAUGGACUACCAGCUGUCGUACGACGAGCGAGUCAGGCGGGUGAACCAAGUCAUCAUGGAGCUGGGCCUGACCAAGUGUGAGAACACAUACAUCGGCUUCUCCGAGAGCAAGAGAAUAUCUGGCGGGGAGAAGAAGAGACUCAGCUUCGCCUGUGAGGUGCUGACCAACCCGUCACUCAUGUUCUGCGACGAGCCCACCUCCGGCCUCGACUCCUUCAUGGCCCAGAACGUGGUUGCCAUGAUGAAGAACAUGGCUGAGCGAGGCAAGACCAUCAUCUCCACCAUCCACCAGCCCAGCUCCGAGGUCUACGCCAUGUUCGACCGCGUCUUGUUGAUGGCGGAGGGCCGCGUCGCCUUCCUUGGCAGCACUGACGAGGCUCUCAAGUUCUUCAACAAUUUGAAUCUGAGGUGUCCUGAGCAGUUCAAUCCCUCGGAUUUCUUCAUUGACCAACUGUCUGUGGAGCCUGGCAAGGUGUCGUCCUCACAGAGGAGGAUAGCCAUGAUCUGCGACGUCUUCGACGCCAGCGAACUAUGCCUGGCCAUGACCCAGGACGUCCUCAACAACCACACGCCUCACAUACAGGAUUCCAGCACCCGCACCGAGCCCAAGGACACCUCGCCCUACAAAGCAUCGUGGUGCGCCCAGUUCCAGGCUCUGGUGUGGCGAGCUUGGCUUGAGGUUCUGCGGGAACCACACCUCGUCAGAAUCCGUUUUUUCCAGCUCAUGGCCCUGGCGGUGCUGAUAGGAGUGCUGUAUCUUGGUCAGAAGAUGAAUGAAAUUGGUGUCUUCAACAUCAACGGCGUUCUCUUCCUUAUAAUCAUCAACAUGACCUUCCAGAACGUCACCACUGUCGUCAAUACCUUCUGCUCGCAGAAGGAACUCUUCCUGAGGGAGCACUACAAUGGCAUGUACCGCGUCGACGUCUACUUCUUGGCCAAAAACUUGGUGCAGAUUCCCUUCUUCACCCUCUACGCCUUCUUCUAUACGGCCAUCAUCUACUUCCCCAUCGGUCUCAACCCAAGUCUCGAGCGGUUCCUCCUGUGUUCCCUGGUCACGGUCCUCGUCUCCUGGUGCACUGUCUCCUUCGGUUACCUGUUGUCCUGCGUCUCCACCAGCGUCAACAUGGGCCUCACUCUCCUGGGCCCCACCACCCUCCCACUGAUGAUCUUCAGCGGCUUCUUCAUCAACAUCAGAUCAACGCCGUGGCCGCUGAAGGCCUUCGAGUACCUGUCGUGGUUCAGCUUGGGCAACGAGCUGCUGGUGGUGAACCAGUGGGACGGGGUACACAACCUCACCUGCACGGGGGUCAAGACCUGCUUCGCGGACGGCGAAGCAGUCAUCAAGCGCCUUGGCUUCUCCCAAGAUAAUUUGGUCUUCGACUUCGCCUUGCUCAUCGGUCUCACUGUGGGCUACAGGGCGCUGGCCUUUGGCGUGCUCCUGAUGCGCACCUACAGGAGCAAGCCCCGCUGCCGGGCCGUCCCCAUGACGCCUGACGCGGCCCAGGGGGACAUCACAAAGGUGUUGGUGGCCAUGAGUGACCUGAGUAGUGACCUGGACAGCGAUGACACACUCAAGCGCCGCCACCGUCACCGCUCGCUGCCGACGGAGGCGUUUGGCAUGGCCGGCAACCCUAACCCCCUGGGUGUUCCCUUCUUCAGGAACCUGCCGACGAUGGCGCUGGAGCAGCAGGACGAGCGGUCCUCCCUGCUCGGCUCCGAGCGGUACAUCUUCCACUCCUCCGGCUCCAACACCUACUCCAGCGACCCCCUUGAGCAUGAGGACGACCGACUGGGGCUAGCCAAGCACUCGGGGCUCGGGUACGGGACGUGGAAGACCAGCGAGGAGGGCAUCACCCUCACCUGGCGGGACCUGAGCGUGUACGUCCCGCAGAGGAAGACCUGGUUCAGGCCCACCAGACACCACCGUCCCUUCAAGCGCGUCCUCAAUAACGUGUCCGGCGCCGUCCGUCCUGGGAGCCUAGUAGCCCUAAUGGGCUCCAGCGGAGCAGGCAAGUCGACGCUGAUGAACGCCCUGGCCCACCGCACUCCUGGCGGCGUCAUCGUCGACGGCGACAUCCUGGUCAACAGCCGUCGGGUGACGCGCUCCAUGACCUCCCUGGCCGGCUAUGUCCACCAGGAUGACCUCUUCGUGGGCUCACUCACCGUCAAGGAGCACCUCACCUUCAUGACGCGGCUGAGGAUGGACAAGCGGCGGACCAACAAGCAGCGGCUGGCGCGGGUAAUGGAGCUCAUGAUGGAGCUGGGGCUGCUCAAGUCCCAGAACACCCGUAUAGGCGUCCCCGGCCACGACAAGUCCCUCUCUGGUGGAGAGCGCAAGAGACUAGCCUUCGCCACAGAGAUCCUGACGGACCCGCCGCUGCUGUUCUGCGACGAGCCCACCACGGGGCUGGACUCGUACAACGCCAGGAAGCUGGUGAGGAUCAUGAAGGACAUGGCCACCCGCGGCAAGACCAUCCUCUGCACCAUCCACCAGCCCUCCUCGGAGGUCUUCGCCAUGUUCGACAAGCUCCUCCUGCUGGCGGAGGGUCGCGUCGCCUACAUGGGGUCUUCCUCAGGCGCCCUCGAGUUCCUUGACAGUCUGGGCCACAGGUGCCCUGCCACCUUCAACCCCGCCGACUACUACAUCCACACCCUGGCCGUGCUCCCGGGCCACGAGCACCGCUCCAGGGAACGCAUCAAGCGGAUCUGCGACAACUUCGCGGUGUCGGCUUACUGUAAGGACAUUGACAUCACCAUACAGUACCAGGACAACAUGAACAUCUCCCAGUCGGACUCUGGCGGCAGUUACCAAGAUGACGCCUUCUUUAGAAACAUUCCACAGAAGCCUGGCUGGCUGGUGCAGCUGUGGUGGCUCACCUGGCGCUCUCUCGUCGACUCCUAUAGGAACCCAGCCAUCCACUCCAUCAGGAUACUCCAGAAGAUUCUGAUUGCAUUCCUGGUGGGAAUUUGCUACACGAACGUCAAACUCAACCAGGCUGGCAUCCAGGACAUCGAAGGUGUGCUCUUCAUCUUCAUCACCGAGAACACCUUCCCUUCCCUCUACGGCGUCCUCAACAUCUUCCCGCACGAGAUGCCUCUCUUCCUCCGGGAGUACAAGAACGGCAUAUACCGGGCUGAUACUUACUAUCUCUCCAAGAUGAUCGGCCUUAUCCCUGGCUUCAUCGUGGACCCGGUGGUGUUCUGCCUCAUCUGCUAUUGGAUGGUGGGCCUCCAGCGACACGCCUACCACUUCUUCAUGACAAUCCUCGUCACCAUCUUCACAGCCAACACUGCCUCAGCCUGUGGUUCGAUGUUCUCCGCCAUGUUUGAGAGCAUCCCCUACAUCAUGUUGUUCCUCAUACCCUUUGAUGUGGUUCUCCUCAUCUCCGGAGGUCUCUUCAUCAAUCUCUCAUCAAUGCCUUGGUUCAUCGGGUGGGUGAGAUACAUCUCCUGGUUCAUGUACAGCAACGAGGCUCUCACCAUCACCCAAUGGUCCGACAUCAAAAAUAUAACGUGCGAGAUGCCCCCAGGAGUGCCCUGUAUCAGCACGGGUCAACAGGUCAUUCAAGAAUACUCGUUCGACUCCACCCACCUCUCCUACGACUUUGGCCUCCUGACGCUCCUCUACGUCAGCUUCCAUGUGCUCGGCUUCAUUGGCCUCUACAUGAGAGCAAGGAAAAAAUAGAACAUGCAACGCUUACUAGGAUUUUUUUUCCUUUUUUAAGAUCUAUGUAAAGAUAUGCUCAAUGUUAAUAGUUUGCUUUUAAAGAGAUUUAUAGAUGUCGUGCCUACUAUAAGUAGAAGAUUUCUCAAACUGAAUUGUGUAUACACACAGAAAUCACAAUAGCAUGAUGCAUCAAAUGAACAAAUCCACAAGGGCCGUGAUGACGGUUCAAACUUACGCCCGGGAUGAUCCCAGGCGCUGCCUUAGUCGACUAGGCCACGGCAUGGUCAAAAGAAUUGCAACCGGGAAUUCCACUGACUUCACACAGAUCCUGCAGCCUCUCCGAGACACAAACCCGGGGUUUUACACAAUUCCCCCCGUGCACUCUGGCUCUGCCAACAAGCUGUUCCACCUCUUCGCCCUCACUUCAAUACACACCCCUCAUCACGGCCCUGGUGGAUUUGUUAAAUUGAGUAUAAAUAUUGUAUUGUGUUGAACAAUAAAUAUAUUCUCUUCUGCUCUCUACUUGACAUUUUAUAUAUAUAUGCUAUUUUUUUCAGUAUCUUUAUAUUGUAGUCAUAUUUUAAAUAAAAAAACAAUAUGACUUAUAA